GCUGCUCCAGAACAAAACGCCAAAAUGGGCAACAGCUUCUCCAACAUCUCUGCCUUCCAGUCUCUUCACAUCGUCAUGCUGGGUUUGGAUUCUGCUGGGAAAACUACUGUUCUUUACAGACUGAAAUUCAAUGAAUUUGUCAACACUGUACCUACAAUCGGAUUCAACACAGAGAAGAUCAAGCUGAGUAACGGAACCGCCAAGGGCAUCAGCUGUCAUUUCUGGGACGUUGGAGGCCAAGAGAAGCUGAGGCCACUGUGGAAGUCCUACAGCCGGUGCACUGAUGGGAUCAUAUACGUUGUUGACUCUGUGGAUGUUGACAGGCUGGAGGAAGCCAAAACCGAACUGCAUAAAGUCACCAAGUUCGCAGAGAAUCAAGGCACACCGCUGCUGGUCAUCGCUAACAAGCAGGACCUGCCCAAAUCUCUGCCUGUAGCGGAUAUAGAGAAGCAGCUGGCCCUGCACGAGCUCACUCCCUCAACCACUUAUCACAUCCAACCCGCGUGCGCUAUAAUAGGCGAGGGGCUACACGAGGGGAUGGACAAACUGUAUGAGAUGAUAUUGAAAAGGAGGAAAUCCUUGAAGCAGAAGAAGAAGCGGUAACAGCUGCUGGAUCAGUGGACAAUGUUAAUGUUUCAGUCAGAUUUACUGUAAGAAAUCCGGGUUGUGCCAGUGUUGCCCCCCUCCCUUAAAAAACACACGUUUACUUUGCAGUGAUUUUUCAAAAUAAAAUAUCCUAUCGUUUGGAUUAAAGCUGUGAAGCCCUGCUGAGUGAUGCUUUUGCACACAGGAGGCUGCCUCAUUGGCUGCAAAGGAUAUAAAAACACAAGAUGAGUUGAACCAAAUAGUCAAAAAAAUAAUAAUUAAGAAACUUGAAUUGACUCUUUGAGAUCUACAGCACUGGGG
Scomber japonicus (chub mackerel) is the source of this 906-nucleotide messenger RNA. Its product is annotated as ADP-ribosylation factor-like protein 4C. Gene Ontology annotation, biological process: intracellular protein transport; endocytic recycling. The coding region runs from base 25 to 603 and encodes 192 amino acids. Gene Ontology annotation, cellular component: cytoplasm. NCBI's taxonomy places the organism in Eukaryota, Metazoa, Chordata, Actinopteri, Scombriformes, Scombridae. Gene Ontology annotation, molecular function: GTP binding; GTPase activity. The record is from RefSeq and is a predicted model, not a curated record. The transcript has a single exon.